Messenger RNA from Danio rerio (zebrafish), 5390 nucleotides. The record is from RefSeq and is a predicted model, not a curated record. NCBI's taxonomy places the organism in Eukaryota, Metazoa, Chordata, Actinopteri, Cypriniformes, Danionidae.
UAUGUACAGUAAUCAGAGUCAACAGAGACUGCUGGCCAAUGAGACUCUCUUCCAGUCUGACAUGAUUAGUGGAGCCACCAGAACGAAUAUCAAAGCCUCACGAGCAGCGAUUGUUUGCUGAGCACAUGGAUGCGAGCAAAAACGGCGACGGGGACGAUUUUUGAAUACAUUAGUACGGAUUAAAUCCGACGGUGAAGCGAUAAGGAUGUGAUGCAGCGCUGCUGAUGGUGCGGGCAGGAUGAGGAUGCGCAGAAAACACAGACGGGAUAAAAGACAAAGAGAAAACAGCCGCAGACUGUUGUUAGCGCUCCUCUAGGUUUCCCAGAAGGUUGAGCAGAUAUGGUGGAUAAGGUGCAUUUGCUGCCGUACUUCUUCGGCAACAUCACCCGCGAGGAGUCCGAGGUUUAUUUGCAACAGGGAGGAUCAGGAGACGGCCUGUACCUGCUCCGCCAGAGCCGCAGUUUCCUCGGCGGCUAUGCCCUGUCACUGUCCUACGGCCGCCAGUUCUACCACUAUACCAUAGAGAGGGAGCUGAACGACACCUACGCCAUCGCUGGAGGCAAAUCUCACCGGACGCCUAUAGAUGUGAUCAACUACCACUCUCAGGAGUCUGACGGCCUCAUCUGCCUGCUGAAGAAGCCCUUUCACCGGCCCCGCGGCACAGAGCCUAAAGUCGGGCCCUUUGAAGACCUGAAGGAGCAGCUCAUCCGGCAGUAUGUCGAGCAAACCUGGAAUUUAAAGGGUUCAGCGCUGGACCAGGCCAUCAUCAGCCAGAGGCCUCAGCUGGAGAAACUCAUCGCCACAACAGCACAUGAGAAGAUGCCCUGGUUUCACGGAAAGAUAGAUCGCGAGGAUUCAGAGCUGCGUUUGCUCAAUACCUCACGGGUCAACGGCAAAUUUCUAAUCAGACAAAGAGAAAACAGUGGCAGAAACGAGUCCUAUGCGCUGUGUCUCCUGCAUAACAAUCAAGUCAUGCACUAUCGCAUUGAUAAGGACAGGGCUGGAAAGCUUUCCAUUCCUGAUGGCAAGAAGUUCGACACACUAUGGCAGCUGGUAGAACACUAUUCUUACAAGCCUGACGGCCUGCUCCGCGUGCUCACCGAGACCUGCCCGAGACCAUCACAUCAUUCUGAGCGGGGUGCCACAGGUGGGAUUAUCUCCAGACUCAAAUCAUACUCCUUCCCAAAACCUGGCCAAAAAAAGGGUUCUGCUGAAAACCCUUAUAAAAUCACACCUAACGGCAAAGACGACUAUUCCAAGCAGGGUAAUUUCUUGGAUUCAGCUAUGCCAAUGGACACACAGGUGUAUGAAAGUCCAUAUGCAGAUCCCGAUGAGCUGCGAUCGACUAAAGUGAACCGCAGUGAUCUGACUCUGGAAGAUGGAGAACUAGGCUCAGGGAACUUUGGCACUGUCCUGAGAGGUGUUUACCAGAUGAAAAAAACACAGAAGGUUGUUGCUGUUAAGAUCCUAAAGAAUGAUGACGAUAAUGCAGCAGUAAAGGACGAGAUGUUGCGGGAGGCGAACGUCAUGCAGCAGCUGGAUAAUCCAUACAUAGUCCGCAUGAUUGGGAUCUGUGAAGCGGAAAACCUUAUGCUGGUUAUGGAGCUCGCUGAACUGGGGCCGCUUCACAAGUUUCUGCAGAAGAACAAGCACAUCACUGUGAAGAACCUCACAGAGCUGGUUCAUCAGGUGUCAAUGGGCAUGAAAUAUCUGGAAGAGCACAACUUUGUUCACAGAGAUCUUGCAGCCAGGAAUGUGCUUUUAGUCACUCAGCAUUAUGCAAAAAUCAGCGACUUUGGCCUCUCUAAAGCCCUGACAGAGGAUGAGAACUAUUACAAGGCCAAAGGUCAUGGUAAAUGGCCGUUGAAAUGGUACGCACCCGAGUGCAUGAACUACUUGAAAUUUUCUUCAAAGAGUGACGUGUGGAGCUUUGGAGUCCUGAUGUGGGAGGCUUUUUCAUACGGACAGAAACCAUACAAGGGCAUGAAGGGAAAUGAAGUCAUCCAAAUGAUUGAGAACGGACAGCGGAUGUCCGCACCGCCCGACUGCCCACCUGAGAUGUACGACCUCAUGAAGAAAUGCUGGACAUACAAGCCAGAUGAGAGACCUGGAUUUUCUGUAGUCGAACCCAGACUGCGGCAUUACUAUUACGACAUUUCUCAGUGAUUAUGCAACCCAGAACAUAGAGUAUGCAAAUUAUAUAUCACCAUAUUUGAAAACAAUCAUCUUUGCAUAAGGUGGUAUAAGCGGUACUGCCGUCCUUUAAUUCCACAUUGGUGCCAAUUUUAAUUAUAUCAUUGACUAAAAAUUCAUCUUACGACAUGUGAAGCAAUAACUUGUAUCAUAGUAUUUGUACUUCCAAGAUGGUUUUGUUAAAUGUAUGAAGUGGAUUAAUAAGCAAAACAUGCUAGUUAAAUGGUGGAUUUAUUGAUUGAAAGAGCAUGUUUAAAAAGAACAUGAGUGUGAGUAUGUAUUAUUAAUAAUUGAGAUGUCACAGCAACCAGUUGAGAGCUCGAUUAAUAUGCAUUUUUCUCAUUAAUUUCCUUCCAUUUUUGUUUUGUACUAAUUUUUCAUUAUGUAUUUGACAAAUGUGUUUUUCAUUAGUUGAAACAUUCAUAAGGUUAAACAGUCAUUCAUUCAGUGGAAACACUUUACAAUAAGGUUCCAUUAGUUAAUGUAUUUAGUAACAUGAACAAACAAUGAGCAGUAUAGUUAUUACAGUAUUGAUUUAUAUUUGUUAAUGAACGUACAGUUCAUCGUUAGUACUUGUCAACUUACAGUGCAAUGACGAAUGUUGGUAGAUGGCUUUCUGGAUUACUUUAUUCUGAUUGGUCAAUUAUGAGAUUCCAAUAUAUUUUAUUCACAGAAAACAACUGCUGAAACUAAUAACACAGGCUCAUCUGGGUACUUUUGAAUAAUCUUGACCCUUAGUGAAUCUAAUAUUUAUAAUAAAUUCUUAUAAUAUGGCGCCACCUUGUGGCUGAAAACUAAGCAGGUUGUAGUCGCUUUCAGCUGUUUGUUUACAAAUUUUUUAAAUUCAAUUUCUUUAUUGUAAAUAUGUACAAACUUAGUACAAGAGAAUAGAUCUCACAACAAUUAUGAAUAAAAUAAAAAUAAAUUAAAUAAAAUGAGAAAAAUUAUCUUAGUUAAACAAUCAAAGUAAAAACAUAUCAGGGGUGAUAAAUAAAUAGGUAAGAAAAUAAUAAUAAUAAUAAUAAUAAUAAUAAUAAUAAUAAUAAUAAUAAACUUUUAUUUAAUCAAGUGAAAUGUACAUAAUGCUUUAUAUGUUUUUUUUUAGCUUUUCUGUUUCUAAUCUUACAUAUGUAGUACCAUAUUGUUUAAUUUUCUUUAUAAAAUGUUCACAAUUUGGAUUUUCCAAGUAAUAUUAUUAGUAGUAUAAGAAAAAAAGCUUGUACUUUUUGAAUCAAUCCCAUCUUGUACUAAAGCAAACAUGAGAUCAAAUAAUCCAAUUUGUAUUAGUGUACCAAAUUUUCUUGAAAUAGUUAGAAACAUCAAUCCAAAAAUAAUCUUGAGUAUACACAUAAAAAAAGAUGAGCAACAGAUUCCUUAACAAUACCAUAAAAAUCACAAGAGUUCUCUGUAUCCACUUUAAAUCAUUCAAAUAACUCUCUUACAGGAUAAAUUCUGUGUAAUAUUUUAAAAGAUACAGUUUGUUGACAACCCAGCGAACACCUUGAUGUCAAAACAACAUCAAAAACACGUCAAAAAACGCAAAUCAAUUUAGUUUCAAAACAAAACCAUGUCCAUUGGACAUACAAACAUUAAUAAUAAAGGAAAUAUCUGAAACUUAAAUUCCAAACUCCUAUGAAAUUUCCACUGCAUUUCAUAUCCCUACAACGCAUGUAAAUUUCCUUGAUGUCUAAUUGAUAUGACAGAAAACACGUCCAAAAUCGAUUAAAGGACAGUUCUGUGGGCUAAUCAAGCUUUAACGUGUUUUGAUGCCAGUGUUAGAUGUGAAUUUGUUGUCUAUUAGACAUCAAGUUAGUUACCCAGGAAGAAAAGAAUUCUGGCCCAGAUUCUGUCACAGCAGGCAUCCAUCCGGCACUGGCAUACAGCAUGUGGGCUAAACAUAAUAGUAUCUGGAUGCAGCCUUUAUGCUGCAAGCUGAGAUUGCAUCACUCAGCGAUGCAAUCUCAGACACAAUGCACUCAAUGGAGUGAGUGAUGUCACUGUGAUAGGUAGGGUUAGGGGUGGGUUAGUGAGUGCAUUAAAAAGCAUUGGAUGCAGCUCAGAUUGCACUGCACCAGGUCUUCAUGCAUAGCUCUCUCCCUGGUUUGGCUGAGGUGGCACACAAUACUUGGGCCAGAUGUAAAUUGUAGUAUUUGGCCCAGAUAUUAAUAAUUGAUAUGUGUGCCAUUCACAUUUAAAAUACAUGUUUAUUAUGUUCAAAUACAGAAAAAAAGGCUACCAAUCAAGUAAAAAGCACACCCACAGCACGCCUAAAGAGCAGUGCUUCAUGGGUUUAUCAAUUACAUUGCAUUGUCAUGACACACCAACAUAUAUGGCCCAGUUCAGGCUCAGUUAUUUAUUAACUUGGCCCAGAUAUAGUCUAUGUUUGGCCCUUUUCUGGAAGACCGGCUUGGUCCAAUCAUGUACUGUAAUUCACUACGGCAUGUGGGCCAAGCAAAAGCUGAUUGUGUGGGCCAGAGAUAUUUUGCUACGUGGGUAGCUAGCAUCAAAUCGAUUAGCAUGUUUGAUGUUGUUUUUAUAUCAAGGUGCCCGCUGAGAAUUCUUAUUGCAAGCUUUUUAAAAGAGCUAGUAAACUACUACAGCUCAGAUCAAUAUUUUUUGUCAUCUGAAAGUUUAAGUCUGUGCCAAGUAUCCAUGUAAUAAGCAGAAAAAUGUACAUAAAGCCAGUUGUUUUCACAGAAUAAAGCACUUUAGUCUAAUACAGAAGUGCUCUGUUUGGACAACAUUAGCCUAUAUAGGCUAUGCCUUAUUUACCAAGUACAACUUUCGAUUUAUUAAUGCAUUAUUUAAUACUGAAUUAUGAUUAAAAAUGCUGUACAUGUAUUGUUUGUUCCUAGUUAGUGUUAGUAAAUACAUUAACUGAUUCAUUUAUUAUAAAAUAUUAUCCAUGUUGUAAAGUGUGACCCAUUCUGCUCAUGCGCAGUGUUUACUUCACACCACCACAAGCAAUAUGAGCAUAUACUGUACAUUUUGCAUGUCAUCGGUGACUUCUUUUGUCCUCUUCAUGAAUUGUCAGCUUGAUCCAGUCACUUCGGACUUUUUGCAAAAGCUUGAAAACCGACCAGCAUGGCACGAUCCUGCUCUUCCUCAGUCUGAUGAUAUUGAUAAAUGAUACUGAGCACAUGUAUGAAUGCAAUGUGACUGAUGCUUUAAAAAUAAAUGACCAAUUUUUAACAAAA